Prorocentrum cordatum is the source of this 2770-nucleotide messenger RNA. The record is from the annotation of a GenBank genome assembly. NCBI's taxonomy places the organism in Eukaryota, Dinophyceae, Prorocentrales, Prorocentraceae.
GAGCGGCAGGGAGGUUACGCUCGUGCUGCCCUGGCUGCCGGACCGGGCGCAACAGGCGAUGCUCUACCCCGAGGGCCUCCUGUUCGACGCCCCGCACGAUCAGGAGGCCCACGUGCGCUCCUGGCUCGCCCGGGACGCGGGCCUCGGGGAGGACGUCGUGGAGCGGAUGCCCCUGCGGCUGGCCUGGUACAGGGCGCGGUACGCGCCCGAGAUGGGGAGCAUAUUUCCCUACAGCCAGCAGCUGGAGGAAGUGCUGACCAAGGAGAGCCAGCAGUCGAAGGACGUCCUCAUCUUGGAGGAGCCCGAGCAUAUCAACUGGUACUACCACGGUGCUCGCUGGCCGAGUCUGUUCAACCACGUGGUGGGCAUCGUGCACACGAACUACCUGGAGUACGCGCUCGAUACCGAGGGCCAGUUCGCGCAGUGGGUGACGAUGUUCUUCAACAUCCUGGUGUGCCUGUCAUAUGUGGAUGUGAACGUGAAGCUGUCCGACGUCCUGAUGGAGUUGCCCAACGAGGUGGUGUGCAACUGCCACGGAGUGCGAGAGGCUUUCCUGGAGAUCGGGGACGGGCGCAUCCCGCUGCUGGCCCAUUCCAGCUGGGAUCUCAGCGGUGCUCUCGGCGAGUGGCAGCUACCCCUGGGCACACCAGUGACUGGCCACGGCCCCCAGUUUCGGCUGCAGAUCCUCGCAAGCGGCAUCGUUCUGGUGCUGCUGCUGCUGAAGACGAAGGAUAUGCUGCUGCAGACGGCGGAUAAUUUCAAGUCCGCCAUGCAGGACACCUUCGUUCGGAAUAACCUCACGAUGGCCGAGUGUUCCUUCGAGGGCAACGCACUGUCGACGAGGAUGCAGAUUCGGAUUCAGGGCAACACCAAUUACGCGUCCAAGAAGGUUCGGCAGGUGUUGGGGUCCAUGCGAGGCCCAGACAACGCGAGGGAGAAGCUCCAGAUACACGACGCCGCUGGUGAGUUGCAAGACCUCUUUCUGGAUUCCGGCAAGAAUCUGUGCCAAAUCAAGCGUGAGCAGUUGGUUAAACAAGUUCGUCGUGCGCUCCAGGACGUCUACCAGGACAAACGUUUCUUUGUCGACCGCGCCAAGGGCGUGACCUCUGUGGGGUGGAAACCUAUCGUUUGUAUCAUGCUGAACCCGAAUGACGCCCCGCCGGCCGUCAAGUGGAGCGCCGCCAACAUCAUCUCGACGCCUUGCGACGCGCGCAUCUCAGAUCACGCGGGCAUUGAUUUUACUUGGACGCCCAGAGCAGACGCGAAGCCUGACCGGCGCGCGAUCCCGGACGAGAUUUUCCAGAGGCCUGAGUACCAGUCCAAACUGAGCGAGAUGCCGCAGCAAUUGGACCAGUCCUUCCUUCCCCCCCCCCCCGACUCGACCUCCACGAGACGGCGGCGCGAGAAGCAGCGAGGCUGGCCCGCGAUGCGAUCAUUCGCCAUGAACCUCACGCUCAAAAGCAGCGUGAGAAAGAAGAUUGCUCGGUUGCGCGAUCAGUCCCAGAGUCUCCAGUCCAAGAUUGAGGAGCUGGUCAACCAGAAAGCUGAGGUGGACCAGGGGCCUGCCAUGGAGGUUGAUGAAGUGGACCUGGCCGAGGAGUGUGAGUGCGUUUCGGGCAUCGACGCGGCGCAGAAGAGGGAGCUCUUGGACGCCCUACGGAACGCCGCCAAGAAUCUUCGCUUCCGGAGCCCAGUUCGCUUGAAGGCUCAGGGGGACUCGGAGGGCCAGUCGUUCAUGCUCACGGGGGCCCAGAAGGACUCAGGUGUAAAGCUGCUCAGUGAGGUCUAUAGCAAGUGGUUCCCCAGGGCGUGGGAGGAAAUCUUCAAUGUGGGCAUGUGCAAAGGGGCUCCAGGCCUCCCAGCAUGGCCCCCCAUGGAUACCCAAGAAGUCUCACUGAGCAAGCUCCUCGCUACCAAGCAGUACAAAAACGCGUUCCCUGGCAGGCCCCCCCAUUGGGUACUUGUGAGACUCAAGGGGCUCCAUGCCAUUAUCAGCAAGACGAAUCAAGACAAGUACUUCAGCAACCUUUUGAACCAGUUGCAAGAGCUCCCUGUUAGAGGUGGGCCUGCUCGGCGUCAUUGGCGAGCUGGAGGCGAUUCGCGGCAUCCUUUCUAUUCCGCUGUAUACAGGGCCCUUCGGAGCACCGAAAAUUGUAACAUGCAGCUUGGCUUCCUGGAUAUUUGCUCGGGGAUUGCGUCGGAAUGUACCCGCGUCGGCAGGGCAAAGGAGUCGCGGCAUGCGUGGUGCACCGAAGCGGCCGAGGGCAGCAUGAAGCAGGCUCUUGCGCAUCUCAGGCCUGACAAAGGCAGGAGACCCAUUGGGCACUACAACGGGUUCGCGAGGCUCCACGGCAAGACCCACAGGGACCCCUGCAGGGCUUGGGAGGGGUCGGUGGGUUUGGGGCCAGAGUUCCCAAUGGGGCAGGGCCGCAGCGCUCUCGACAUGGCGCGGCGCCAGAAUGUCCUCGCAGAAUCUUCCACGGGGCUCCAGAUGCACUACGCCACGCCCCUCUGGGAGAUUCUGCAACUCUAUGAGCACAUAAGUGAAUACCUGAAGGCCUGGGGCUACGACGUGGACACAGUCUGCCUGUUGUGCAAAGCCCAGCCUGACACGGCCUGGCACCGCAUGUGGCGCUGCCAGAGUCAGGGGGCUGUCCGCAGGAGGGCGGAGCAUUCCGGGAUCAAUUUCCUGGACCAGGUGCAGGAUUGGAUUUUGAAGUAUGUUGGCCCUGACGGGGAAGAGGUUGCGCCAGUCGAAUUCAGGUUCUAG